This is a messenger RNA of Mytilus trossulus (common blue mussel), 991 nucleotides long. RefSeq names its product kielin/chordin-like protein. The transcript is spliced from 4 exons. Gene Ontology annotation, molecular function: protein binding. NCBI's taxonomy places the organism in Eukaryota, Metazoa, Mollusca, Bivalvia, Mytilida, Mytilidae. The coding region runs from base 38 to 949 and encodes 303 amino acids. Gene Ontology annotation, biological process: negative regulation of BMP signaling pathway. Gene Ontology annotation, cellular component: AMPA glutamate receptor complex. The record is from RefSeq and is a predicted model, not a curated record.
ACUUCACAAGUACAUUACAUUGAAACCUUUCGGGAACAUGGCGAACUUCUUGUUAAUCAGUGUCCUUAUUCUUCCACUUGUGUAUGCUGUUGAUCCUUUACCGUCUAUUAGUGUCGCGUCUGGAUGUAGUAAGAAUGGUAAAUUAUACAAAGAAGGCGAAUCUUUCCAACCAACCCCAUGCGAGCAUUGCUUUUGUAAUGGAGGCAAAGUAAUAUGCGCGAUUGCAGACUGUUUCAUGCCAACGUGUGUGGACGCUGUGCAUGAUCCUACUAAAUGUUGCUCUGUUUGUCCAAAUGGUAGAAAUUGUUACGCAGGAGACACAAUUAUUCAGGCAGGAAAGUCUGUACAAAUAGAUGACCACACCACAUGCCACUGUCCGACCAGAUUUGGAUUUGGAAUGACCGCACUAAGAGCUGUGUGUGAAAUCAGGGUCAAUACCGUUACAGCUAAAGUUGUAAAUCUGACCUGUCGACGUGCUGAUAAGAACUCUACACGUUUUUCUUCUUCACAAUAUUCUCUUAUAAUGUAUACACGGAAUUUACUUAGGAGUGUAUUCGUAAUCAUAUUUAUUACGGUAGUUAACUCUUUAACCUUUCCUCAACCACCGACUCCACCAUCCGGGUGUUUCAGGGAUGGAAAAAUGCAUCCAGAAGGUAGUCACUGGAAGGUGUCUCCUUGUGAAUGGUGUGAUUGUGUGAACGGUCAAUCACAGUGUCUUAUCGCUGACUGCUUUAUAGUGGAAUGUGUAGAUUCUGUACAACAUCCUGACAAAUGUUGUCCAGUUUGUCCAAAUGGUAAAAACUGUUACUUCGGCAACAAAAUAAUUGCAGCCGGUAAGGAUGUCCAGGUAGAUAGCCAUACUUCGUGUAGAUGUCCAGAACAAUUUGGAUUCGGAAUGACAGCACAUAAGGCAGUGUGUAAUUAUACCAUGACAACAGUAAAACCGUAGAUUAUGGAAAUGAACUGUAUUAAAUAAAAUUGAGAAAGAAAA